Bombyx mori (domestic silkworm) is the source of this 3062-nucleotide messenger RNA. Its product is annotated as zinc transporter ZIP1. Gene Ontology annotation, biological process: zinc ion transmembrane transport. Gene Ontology annotation, molecular function: zinc ion transmembrane transporter activity. NCBI's taxonomy places the organism in Eukaryota, Metazoa, Arthropoda, Insecta, Lepidoptera, Bombycidae. The transcript has 6 exons. The record is from RefSeq and is a predicted model, not a curated record. Gene Ontology annotation, cellular component: plasma membrane. Bases 334 to 1314 code for a protein of 326 amino acids.
CAAAUCACAACUACAAAUAGACUCACGUGCCGAUUCCAUAAAAUAGGAUAGCUCUUACUGGUUGGUAGAAUGUUCUGUGAGCUCUCACAGGUAGGCAUAUCCGCCCUGCCUAUUUCUGCGGUGAAGCAGCAUUGAGUUUUGGUUUGAAGGGUGGGGCAGCCGUUGUAUUGUAAAAACGGAGACCUCACGUGUCAAGCCGCCUACACUACAAGUGCAGGAGCGCAGGAUGCUAGCUCAGUCGAGUCAAUCUCUGAACGAAGAGUGAACGUGACGCGUUUGGUACGCUGUCCCAAAAAUAAUUACGAAAUAGUCAAAGAAAGACAAAAGAAAACGAUGGCCGUCGAAAACGUUUUAACCGCUAAAAUAGUAACAAUGGUAUCCUUAUUCGGGAUAUCCAUGUUCGUGGGAUGUUUGCCGUUGUUGAUAUCGAAGAAGUUCAACUGGUUCACGAAAUCCCGCGAUCCAAACCUGCGGUCUUCGAAUCAGCUGGUGAUGGGACUGUUGGCGUUUGGUGGCGGAGUACUUUUCGCUACAACGUUCAUGCAUCUCCUGCCUGAGGUGGACGAAAACAUUGAAUUGUUGCAAGAGACAGGAGAGAUCCCCGAUGUGCCAGUGUUCCUUGCCGGUUUGAUAAUGUGCGGAGGAUUCUUCAUGAUGUACUUAGUCGAAGAAUUAGUUCACUUGUACAUACACGCCAGGGAGCACAAACCAUCAGAGAAGAACGACGCCAAACCGUUCAGCCUAAGGAAGAGCAUCUCGGGGAACGAUCCAGAAAUAAACCAAGAGACCAAACAAAUUGAGAAUGAAACCAAUAGCGGUCAUAGUCAUUUAGUUCUCGAUUCAUCCCAAGAAGAUUCUGUGGUGUCAGCCCUGAGAGGCUUGCUGAUAGUCCUGGCGCUAUCCAUUCACGAACUGUUCGAAGGAUUGGCAGUCGGCCUAGAGUCUUCAGUUGCCAAUGUCUGGUACAUGUUCGGAGCGGUGUCAGCCCACAAAUACAUCAUUGCUUUCUGCAUCGGAGUUGAACUGUUAGCGGCUGGCACGAGAAAAUGGCUGUCUCUCGUCUACAUCUUUACGUUUUCGUUCAUGUCAGCCCUGGGUAUCGGCAUUGGGAUCUUACUAGUAGGAGGGUCAGGGGCCGCGGCAGCUGGACUAUAUUCAGUGGUGUUACAGGGCAUUGCCUGCGGUACUCUGGUCUACGUGGUGUUCUUUGAGGUGUGGAAGCGGAGCAGCGGUCUCCUGCAGUUCGCGUGCGCUCUCCUCGGGUUUGCGGUCAUGGUUUCUCUCGAGGUUACCGUUGAAUUCAUUAUAAUAUGAAAACGACGAAGGAUACCGGAGAAUGUUAUGUAAUGCUAUAUUUAAAUAAGACGCUCAAUAUUGUGACAGUGUAUAUGUGUUUAAAUAAUUUAUAGCUACAGUGAAUUUCAGUCAAAGAAGAUUCAAUGUAAAACGCGGGAAGUCUUAAGUUAUAAUUCUAGAUUAAAUAAAGAUAUUGCUAUCGCAUGCGAAUACACUUCGAAGACUAACAAACAAUUAGUCAGACGCGUGUUGACUGAAUGUUUUUGUUGCUUUAAGCUAAGCUUCUAUGCUGGCAGAAAUAUGGAACAAGAAUUCUUGGUGCUAGAGAGAGAGAGACCUAUAGCAAGAAACGUAAAUGUUUUCAUGCGCCAUAUUUUCAGAAGCUCCUAUAUAUUUUUCAUUAAGGCAAUUUUUGUAACUACAUCUGUCAAAUAUCCUGAUUCGUUAGGAAUUCAAGCAAUUUUUGUAAACAAAUUGAUUUUGUUUCGCUAUGUAAAGUACUUUAAAAUUAAUUAUUUAUGGUACCUAUCUAAUGAAUGCCAAUAAAUCCAAAGAUUUUCGAAAUUUAUAAAUUUAGCUCUCGAUGUUUUGGCACGAUUGUAGCAACCCUACGGAAUAGAAUGCCAGUGUAAUGGAAUGUAAUGUUUAGCUGCCUUAGCUGGAAUAGCUCCCUAGGAUACCAGCGAAUAGGUAGGAAAAAAGUACAGUAAUAUAAUAUUUGGCACUGUCAUCCCGUUUGUAAAGGUUCCUCGUAAUAUAAUUUAAAACUUAAUUCUAGUUUCAUGUUGCUUUUGUAUUUUCCCUUUGUCAGGCGGGUUAUUAACCCGGCUGUCAAUGUCACCUAUUUAAUAAUUUUAAUAUCAAGAACUGUGAAGGACUACAAAAUAACAAAUUAAUGUGUUCUUCAUUUCCAUUUCCGGUUUAUUCUAGUCUAUAUUUCACACACAUUUUUAAUAAGAGUAAACAAUAAAGUAAGACCAAAGAAAGUAGGUACUCGUGUUUAUAAAAUUUCAAAGAUAUGAGAUAAGAUAUUGUUUUAUUAGGCUAGGUACUUGAACUCAUGAGUUGUGUAAUCCUCUAUCACCAUCUCUUUGAAUCCAUUAAGUCUUCAAGUCUAGUAUCAAGUUUAUAAAUGAUGAUAAGUUUAUAAUUAAUUAUAUAGGUAUAUUUCUAUUUCUAUCAUGCUAUAGUGCUCGCAGUACGAUUCUAUUCUUUGUUUGGAGUCUACUAUUAAGUAUUGCAAUGUUAUUUAAAUCGAGGUUUAGAAUUUUCUUUGGUUUGUGAUUUGUACUUUAUACAAUACAAAAAAAGUUCUUCGUUUCCGAACGACAUUAUGUAUAAAAAGUGCAGAUCAGUCGAUUUGCAGGAUUACUUUAAUAAUUAAAAAAAAAAACGAAAGUACUUGUUUUACAAAGCUUUUGCACUGCGAAAUUAACAAUCAGCUGAUUGACGGAAUACACUGACACGAGUGUUGCGAGAAAGAUCGCUUGUGCUAUUUAAAUUAAAAAAUUGGAUUCCUUAAAAUUAGAAAUAAUGUUCGAAAUACAUGGAAAGUCUGAAAUUUUAAAAACAUAAAUAAUAAUAAUAUUAAUGUAUAAGCAUAAAAUAGGCACAUGAUUUGAACCAGUCAUGGUUCUGUCAGUAUACGACAUUGUAAUCAAUAUGUUGUUUAAAAUUAAGAAUACUUACAGAGAAGCAAAUUAUAUGUAUUAAAUUUUCAUUGAAGGUUGUGUUUAUAAAAUAAAUUAUUUAAUGAGAACAAAUUA